Messenger RNA from Rubroshorea leprosula, 1162 nucleotides. The record is from the annotation of a GenBank genome assembly. Lineage: Eukaryota; Viridiplantae; Streptophyta; Magnoliopsida; Malvales; Dipterocarpaceae.
AUUAAAUUGUCCGAUUUUCUAAAUAAAGGUAAUUUAAUUUAAUUAUCUUAUUUUUUUAUUAAAAAAUCAAGUAUUAUACAUUUGGCCGUCAUAUAAUGAAAAUGGAGAGCACGAGAGGGACGGCAAGGGGUGCGGCAACAGGGAUCGACGGUGAAUACGGACAGCGGCAAGGACACAGGAACAGGGCUGCAGGCUAUGGGUCACAGUUUUCCGGCUGGUCGACGACAUUUUUCUUUUAUAAUUUUCCGGAGGAGUUGGAGGCAAAAUUUCUAUGGAAUUGCUUUCAGAUGUAUGGCAAGGUGGUAGAUGUGUAUGUCCCAAACAAACGAGAUAAGCGAGGGAAGAGGUUUGGGUUUGUGCGGAUGGUAAGGGUUAAGAACGAGCUUCAAAUGGAGAGACUCCCGAACCCCCACCACUCCUUUGUAGCCUUCCUUCUUCCCGUCUGCACCUUUCUUUCUCCUUCCAGCUUGGUAUAGUGCUAAAUCUAUACUGUUCAGCUGAAAAUUUCUUGUAAUUUUACUGCUUUAUGUUUGGAUUUUCAUAGGUAAGUAUAAGUUUUGGUUAUGAAUUUAAGUUAGAGUUUUUGAUAGUUUAAAUUGAUGAGAUUUGACCUAAAUCCUUUGGUUUAUAAGAUUUGUUGGCAUUAAAAUUUCAUUAGAAAUAUCUUUAAUUUUUGGGGCUUGCACGGGAUGGAUGAUAAAUCAAUUUCCUUUUUCCAUGCUUGAUUUAGUGUGGAUUUUAUAGAUUAGUACUACUGUUAUUAUUUGUAUCCCUUGUAUGAUUAAGUUAGAAUUUAUAUAGUGAAUUGGUCCUUGAAAUUGUGGGUGAGCUUGGAAGCAGAUUGCUACUUUUUUAAUCACUGUUCACAUGUGUUGUUCACGUGUACUGUUCUCGCACCAUACCUUAAUUACUUUUAAUAGGGAGUUCUAUGGAUUAUGUGAGCUGUGUAUGUGGACAUUAGUGUGAACUUGAAUUUUUAGUACCAUUGAUUAAUAAAAACAUUAAAUGGGAUAAAGUUCUAAUCUUAUUUUGGAUAUAUUUUGAAUUUGUUUGAUAUGUGCAUGUGUUUGUGGUUAUGGAGUAAGUGGAUUUAAACUUAAAGUUUGGGGUAUUCAGUGGACCCUUCAGGUCUUUAAUGGACCUCUGUGCAGUAGGAUUAGUA